Messenger RNA from Tarenaya hassleriana, 1728 nucleotides. Its product is annotated as beta-glucosidase 44-like. The record is from RefSeq and is a predicted model, not a curated record. Lineage: Eukaryota; Viridiplantae; Streptophyta; Magnoliopsida; Brassicales; Cleomaceae. The coding region runs from base 30 to 1574 and encodes 514 amino acids. Gene Ontology annotation, biological process: carbohydrate metabolic process. The transcript is spliced from 12 exons. Gene Ontology annotation, molecular function: beta-glucosidase activity.
CACCCAUCUCCUCUCCUCCGAACCGGAACAUGAGAAACCUCCCCUCGCCUCCGUUGUCAUUCCUCCUCCUCGUCCUCGUCGCAGUCGCCGGUGCGGCGGAUUCUGCCGGUGGUUCAUCGUCCGGAGACGCAAUAUUCGACACCGGCGGACUCAGCCGGCGGAGUUUUCCGUCGGGUUUCGUGUUCGGGACUGCCACGUCAGCUUAUCAGGUCGAAGGCGAGACUUACCAAGACGGACGCGGCCCGAGCAUCUGGGAUACCUUCGUCAAGAUCCCCGGCAUUGUAGCCAAUAAUGCCACGGCUAAUGUGACGGUGGAUCAAUAUCAUCGUUACAAGGAAGAUGUGGAUUUGAUGGCCAAAUUAAACUUCGAUGCUUACAGAUUCUCAAUUUCUUGGUCCAGAAUAUUCCCAGAAGGAACCGGUAAAGUUAAUUGGAAAGGAGUUGCUUACUACAACAGCCUCAUCGAUUACUUGCUCAAGAAAGGAAUAACUCCGUAUGCGAAUUUGUAUCACUAUGAUCUUCCCGAGGCUUUGGAGAAGAGAUACAAGGGCUUGCUCGGUAAACAAGUCGUGAGAGAUUUCGCGGAUUAUGCGGAAUUUUGUUUCAAGACAUUUGGAGAUAGAGUGAAGAACUGGAUGACGUUCAAUGAACCGAGGGUGGUGGCCGCGUUAGGGUACGACAACGGGUUUUUCGCACCGGGAAGAUGCUCUAAGGCUUUUGGAAACUGCACCGCCGGUGACUCAGCCACCGAACCGUACACCGUCGCCCACCAUCUCAUUCUGGCCCACUCUUCUGCCGUUCAGAGAUACCGCCUCAAAUAUCAGGAAAAACAAAAGGGGAGGAUCGGAAUUCUUUUGGACUUUGUUUGGUAUGAGCCUCUCACGAGAGGGAAGGCCGAUAACUUGGCGGCCCAAAGAGCAAGAGACUUCCAUGUCGGAUGGUUUAUUCACCCAAUUGUGUACGGAGAGUACCCCAAGACAAUGCAGAACAUUGUGGGCGAUCGAUUACCAAAGUUCUCGGAAGAAGAAGUGAAAAUGGUAAAGGGGUCGAUGGAUUUCGUGGGUAUAAACCAGUACACGACCUACUACAUGUAUGAUCCUCAUCUCUCCAACCCACCAAAGUACUUUGGUUAUCAACAAGAUUGGAACGCCGGUUUCGCAUUUUCCAAGAAGGGAAAGCCGAUUGGACCAAGGGCGAACUCGUAUUGGUUAUACAACGUACCAUGGGGUAUGUACAAAGCCUUGAUGUAUAUUAAGGAACGAUACGGAAACCCGACCGUGAUUCUCUCCGAAAAUGGUAUGGAUGAUCCGGGGAAUGUUACUCUAUCUCAGGGAUUACAUGACACAACGAGAAUCGGAUUCUAUAGAGGAUAUUUGACGCAGCUUAAGAAGGCGGUUGACGAUGGAGCCAAUGUAGCCGGAUAUUUUGCAUGGUCGCUGCUCGAUAAUUUCGAGUGGAAAUUGGGAUACACUUCAAGGUUUGGAAUCGUGUACGUUGAUUACAAGAACUUGAAGAGGUAUCCCAAGAUGUCUGCUCACUGGUUUAAGCAGCUUCUGGAGCGAAACAAGAAAUGAGCCAUAAUAAAUGGUCGACACAUUUUGUGAGGGGUUGUAAUUGAUCGUUUCAGAAAUGUGGGGUAUGUUUCGUGGCUUGGAAAAUGUUGAUGCGUGAAAGUGUAACCUUUUCAUGUGGACUGAUCAACUUUAAUAAAGCUUUAGUUACAGUUAA